Molecule: messenger RNA, 1625 nt
Organism: Drosophila persimilis
Lineage: Eukaryota; Metazoa; Arthropoda; Insecta; Diptera; Drosophilidae
Gene: Snx17
Product: sorting nexin-17
Exons: 1
Coding region: 47-1498 (483 amino acids)
Biological process (GO): intracellular protein transport
Cellular component (GO): early endosome
Molecular function (GO): phosphatidylinositol binding
Source: RefSeq, a predicted model, not a curated record
AUGAAAUGUAAAAAGUUGGCAGGCGAUGCCGUAAGAUAAUAGAAACAUGCAUUUUUCUAUACCAGACACGCAGGACCUGGGCUCGCCCACGUACACUGUGUAUAAUAUACACAUAAAUGGGAGUUAUCAUUGUUGCUUGCGGUACAAGCAACUGCAUUCUUUAAACGAGCAAAUGCGUCGGCAUUGCUCCAGCUUGAGUCUGCCUCCUUUUCCCCCAAAAAGGUUUCUACCGCUAACUAAUGGACAGCUGGAGGCCAGACGCAGUGGUCUGGAGCAGUAUUUGCAGAUCAUUGGUCAGGAUGCACGCCUUGUUCGAUUGCCGUUUCUACAUCAGUUCUUCCAGCGUGCCCAGCUGGAUACGGCACUGGCCGAGGGCAAUGUGGGAAGCGACAGCGAGGAAAAGCAGCUAGAGGUAGAGGUCUACACAAAUCCGAAUGGAGCACAGUUGCUGGUUAAUUGUAAUGUGCAGCAGAAUGCCAGUUUGUUACUGAAGAGCGUGUGCCGUGAACUGAAGCUCCCAGAAGAGCUGAUGAAGUUGUUUUGUCUGUACCUGAUGCGCAAAAAGCGGGAAUCUGACGAGCUGGUUCUGGUGCGACGCCUAAUGGACUUCGAGUCGCCAUACAUAACACGUCUCCAUGCCCAGCCCUGUGAGCUGUUGCUUCGCACGUGUUACUGGGAUUCGAGCUGGGAUGCCAAGCUAUACGGAAAUAAAGUGGCCCUGAACUUGCUGUAUAACCAGACCGUGGCGGAUGUGAGUAGAGAAUGGGUUGUGAUCUGCUCGCCUGGCCUUGGACGGCAAUUGAGCCAUCUUCAGAUGCAAGGGCGGUCUUUGGAAUACAUGGACAUAGCGCGAGACUUGCCCUCCUACGGAUGCCUGCAGUUUGAGGCGGCGAAUGUUGACUAUCCUGACCCGAAAACUAUGGCUUUGGUCAGCAUUGGUAACAAGGAGCUCAGCUUGCGUACGGCACGAGGCGCCAAGAUAUACGAGACAAAGUUUCGGGUGACUAGGAUGCGCUCAUGGCGUGUCAGUGUGACCCACAAUACGCUGGAGUCGAGGCUUGAGCCCUCACAGUUGCAGUUGGCAUUUGAGUAUUUGAUUUCGAAGCAAACGCUUCGCUGGAUAACUAUAAGCAGUGAACAGGCCAUGCUGAUGUCUGUAUGCCUGCAGGCCAUGGUGGAUCAGUUGUUGCACGGCGGAGGCGGGAAAACAGAUCAGAAUAGCGAUGAUGAACCGGACGCGGGAGCUACAUCGGCCGCAUCAACACCCAGCUCGGUAUCAUCGACAUCGACUUGUGCAUCUACGUCGUAUUCGACAACGACAGCGUCUAUAACAACGCCGCCAGUCAAGUUUCUGGCACAGGACCUGGCUCCCAAAUCAAAACAGCAGAGACUAACGACGUCCCGCACUUUUGGAGCUGUGUUCUUUCGCAACGAUGGGGAGGACGGUGCACGUGUGGCCAACGAAGCGUUUGAGGGUAUUGGGGACGACGAUCUCUGAAUAACGCUAGCCAAAUGAAUGGGUGCCAAACUAGUUGAAUUUCUUGAAUAUAUAACUAUCCGCAUGUUUUGUAACCACUGUAAUGUAAUUGUUAGCAACACAAAUCGAACCGGCACAUUUAAAGUAA